GUAUCGUUGAGUGUGUUGAAGAGUCGUCUGCGAUAUAAUAAAUAUGGCGUACCGCGGUGUGAAGGGUUCUGAUCCAUUCGUUUCGAAAACAUCGCGAAAUGAACGUUUUGCUCAAAUGUCAAAGCAAGAACAAAUUAUUCAACAAAAAAAACUUGAAAUACAGGCGAAGAUGCAAGAGCAAAAAGCAAAAGAAGCUGUGGAAAACUUGAAAAAGACAAACGCGUUAACCACGAAUUUGAUAGAAAAUGAAAUGAAUUCUUCCAAAAAAGACGAAGACAAACCAGCAAUAUCUCAAACGAUUAAUUUAUUUGCCAAUGAUGGUAGCUUUUUGGAUCAGUUUAAAAAGAUUGCAAGUAAUAAAGGCUCAGGGAAAACAGAGUUGAUGUUGCCUUUGAAGGUAGAAGAGAAAAAGGAAGAAAAGAAUAAAGAAAUUACACAGGAUAAGGAACGAAGAAGAAAUAACGACAGAAACAAUGAUUGGGAAAAUAGAAAAGACCGCAGAAGGGACGAUCCUCGUUGGGAAAAAAGUUCCGACAAAAGGCAUAGCUCUUCUUCUAGUCCAUCUCCUACUAGACAUCCUGCAUCUCAAAGCCCAGAAGCUAGACGUUCAUUUAAUCAAGUGACUUCUAAUGGGCAGCGUAUACACCACAACCAUCAACAGUUUCUUUCUCGCAAUGGAAGUUUAUCUGCUGUAUCUUCCCUUGCAUCUCAACCUAUAAUGCAUCUUACUGGUGUACCAUCACCUAACAUAAGGAGUAUUGUAACCAACGUACCACCUCCAAAUUUAUCAAAAAUGCCUCCUCCAAAAAGUAUGUGUAACACUUUUCCUAGACUAGACGAUCGAUCUGGAGAUCCACGAAUGCAAAUAUCAUCAUCACAUACAAUUCGACCACCUCCACCUCCACCACCACCUCCCCUUCCUGUGCAACCAGUUCCACCAAAUACCAAUAUGCCUCCACCAAGUAUUCAUAUUUCUCGGACAGUUCCGUUAUCACUAUCUUCGUUAUCGUCCACAUUAUUGGUGUCGUCAGAAUCAAACACACGACAGCACGUACUUUCAACUGGACAGCAGUGCGGUGUACCACCUCCUGCAUCAUUACAACCUAUGAAUUUACCGCCUCCAAACAUUCCUCCUCCUAAUUUGUUAUCAACGAUGACACAAAUACCACCAAGUAUAAUGUCGAUUCCGGCCUCACAGACAAUCGUGGUCAGUGUACCGAAUACAUCAAACGUGCCAAAUGUUCCGAAUGUUCCACCACCAAAUGUAAUACCACCUGUGAUGAUUGCACCACCGCCCGUUCACAAUGUAGCGUCAAGUAUAAAUUCAGUUCCACCCCCAAAUUUAAAUAUUCCGCCUCCUAAUGUACCGCCUCCUUCCUUGAUUCAAAACGCUGGCCCACCACUUUCUCUAAUGUCGACCAGUUAUCCUCUUCCUAAUCAAGUCGUUCAGGUACCUAUGGGACCACCUAACAUACAAGUGCCACCACCAGUGAGGCCAUUGACUGGUCUACGAGCCUCUGAGCAGCUAGAGGCUGAGCAGCUGGCACGCAUCGUCGCUGACUGUGGGGAUGAAAUCGAACAGGAAGCGCGAGAGAAGAAUGCCCAAGAUCCUAAAUUAUGGUUUCUGCACCAAAAGCAAAGUGCAGCCUAUCUGCAGUACAGGGGGUUGGUGGCAAAAUUUCGCGCCGAAAAAUCCAUUAAGGAAAGUAAAAAUAGUGGCGCGGAACUGUAUUGUCCAGAAGAAGCUCUCAGCGAUAAUGAUGAUAGCGAUCAAGCUUCCAUCUGUGUCAAAUAUGUUUCAUCACAAGAAAAGAAACGUGAGAGAGAGAGCGAGAAUAAUUCUAUAGAUCGAUCAAAGGAGGACAAUAAGGAUGAACGUAAGCGGAAAAGACGUAGUCGUUGGGGUGAUGCGGAUAAUAAAGUGUCUGUAACAGAAAUAAACACGUUAAGUGGUCAUAGCAAACAACAAAGCAGUAGCGGCUUUUCACAGCCAGGUAUCGCGAUUCCUGGACAAAUCGGACAACCGGCUGUUAUAAUUCCACCAUCAAAAAUGCAACGCGCGGAAACAAAAAAUCCUAUGUUGACUAAAAUUUCAAGGAACGAUCCAGCCUUGAUACAAUAUGCUCGACAAACUUUCGGUACGUUGGAUCUCACAGAAGAACAAUGGAAAAAAGCCGAAGAUCAUUAUAAGAUAAAUCUUCUCUAUCAAAAUUUAUUAAGGAAGAGGGAAGAAGUGAGACGUUUGGAAGCACAGGGCAAACACAAAUAUGAGUACGAUAGCGAUGAAGAAACAGAGGGUGGUACCUGGGAACACAAACUCAGAUCUGCCGAAAUGGAAGCCACUCAAAUGUGGGCAGAAGAAUUAACAGCUCAAGCAGAAGGAAAACAUCAUAUUGGUGAUUUUUUACCGCCGGAUGAACUUAAAAAAUUUAUGGAACAAUAUAAUGCUGUCAAACAGGGAAAGGAACCCGAUCUUAGCGAUUAUAAAGAGUAUAAGUUGAAAGAAGAUAACAUAGGAUUUCAAAUGUUGCAAAAACUUGGUUGGAGUGAAGGUCAAGGAUUAGGUAGCGAAAGCAACGGUCGCAUCGAACCUAUUAAUAAAGCAACCAAUAGAUUCGACAGUGCUGGUUUAGGUUCUGAAAGGCCAGAUGGCGUAUCCAGGGAUGAUGAUGAAUUUGACGCCUAUAGAAAGAGGAUGAUGCUCGCCUAUAGAUUUAGGCCUAAUCCUUUGAACAAUCCUCGAAGACCUUAUUAUUAAGGAAUAGGGACAUCGAUAGGUGGUAUUUGUGGCAUUAUAUAUUGAAAUUUUCAAUUUAAUUGGAAGAAAAAAUUGUCGUUAUUUUGUAUAUUUGAAAUACUGUAAAUGUACAAAAUUACAGUUGCAAACAGUGUUGUAUGCUCGAAAAUGCGCGGUAAUAUAAUAAAUGAA
This is a messenger RNA of Eufriesea mexicana, 2929 nucleotides long. Its product is annotated as SURP and G-patch domain-containing protein 1. Gene Ontology annotation, molecular function: RNA binding. The record is from RefSeq and is a predicted model, not a curated record. The transcript is spliced from 10 exons. Gene Ontology annotation, cellular component: nucleoplasm. Gene Ontology annotation, biological process: RNA processing. NCBI's taxonomy places the organism in Eukaryota, Metazoa, Arthropoda, Insecta, Hymenoptera, Apidae. The coding region runs from base 44 to 2758 and encodes 904 amino acids.